Schistosoma turkestanicum is the source of this 2786-nucleotide messenger RNA. The record is from the annotation of a GenBank genome assembly. NCBI's taxonomy places the organism in Eukaryota, Metazoa, Platyhelminthes, Trematoda, Strigeidida, Schistosomatidae.
GACAAACCGGUGUCUUGUUUAAACCAGUCAAAAGACGACGCCGCCGACUGCUUUUCCCCGAGUAUGCCUCACGGUCAUCGCAACAGAUCGGGUCACUACAGGUGGAAAAACCAUGGAGAUAACGAUCGGCGUGUCGAUACUACUGACGAUUAUUUACGACGACGCGAACAUGCAGGGAAGUUCAAUAGUGGUCGCAAGUCCAUAAUUUCUGGUAACAAUGUGGACAUGUUAAAACGUGCUAUGAAUAUGAAUCUUAUCGGUGGAUCGGCAACUUCUGUUGUCACUGCCCAAAAUAGUGGCUUAGCUCCUGGAGAAGUGUGGGUGAGAAUCACUAUUGUCCAUGGUGCCAAUCAUCCGAUGGUGGAUCUCCAACAGUUGGUCACCACCGUUGUUGGGACACAGCUACGUUUCUACAAUACAUGCGUUGAAGGUAGAAAUGCAUUGAUGCAUGCAAAAAUUAGACAAAAAGACAUUCAAAGUUGUCGCAAAUCACUCCAAAAUUUGCGCGAUCCAAGUCAGAAUUCACAGUUCAUUACUGACGUAACAAUUGUUCCCGAACCCAGAGUCCCUUCUUUAUCUGAUAAAAAAAAUGAAUCACCGAAUACCUCUCCUUUGCCAGAAACUUGGAUUGAAGCAUUAAAGCAGUGCUUUGUUCAACGUUAUCAGCCUACCACGCGUAGUUUGGACCUCUCUUCUCUGCACACAGAUCCAACUCUUUUAAGUCAGGGACUUUAUUUACCUCUUAACAAACAAGCUGUAGUUCAUACCCUUAUUACUAUCCUGAAACAAAAUCAAGCACAGCUUGCUGUUCUUAAUCUCUCGAACAAUCGACUUACUCAUUUGAAUGCUUUCUCUCCGUUAUCCUCAACGAGUGUUGGAGUUAUUCCAGUGUCCAUUGAACGUAUAGAUCUCAGUUCAAAUCCUCUAAGUAGCAUACCUGUCCUUUCUGGCCUUCGAGAUAUCGUUGGUUUGGUCGAAUUAGACCUUACAGAAACUCCUUUAUUGUCAAAAUUCAAUCCAAACGACAAAUCAUUUGCAGCUAAAUUACAUACUAUCUUACCAACGAUCAAACGUGUAAAUGGACAAGAAUUACCGCACACUGUGCAAUUUGCAAUUGAACAAGGUUUAGAUUCUUCUUCUAAACGGCCUCCAACAAAACCACUUCCACAGUCGAUUUUGGGUUUCUUUCCGAAUGAUGAAGUUAAAAUAGCUUUGUUGAGUUUUCUGAAACUGUACUUGAGUCGCUAUGAUUCUAAACCCCGAGGUGAAUGUUUGCUACCUUACUACACGACUGUUUCUCAACUGGUUUUUUCCGUGUCUCCCGAAAAUCGUUUUCCUAAUUCACAAAAUGUAUCAUUCACUGCACGCAUACAGGCAGAAAAUUGUUCUGAUCAACCGACUACAACGUAUCUUACCACUUCACGAUUGACUCAAGCUUACUUUUUACGAAGUCGUAAUCUUCUUCGCUGCCGAGACCAAAGCAGACGACGCGAUAUGGUUAUUCGCGGUAGUUUGGGUAUUGCCCAUUUUUUGGACGAGCUACCAGCUACGGAACAUCAACUAGAAUCUCUGUCUGUUGAUGUUGCUUUUCACUCAGGAACCCAAAUGUUAUUUACAAUGGGCGGUGUCUUUUACGAGGUUUCUCCGAUGGGUUCAAAUUCCAGCAACUCAAGUUCACAGGAAAAAUCUGUUCGCAAAGUCCUUCGAUGUUUUACUCGAACUAUGAUACUGAUUGCUCCAGGUGGUCAUAUAGUGCAAGAUGAUUAUAUUGUGUCUAAUCCAAGUACUUCCUUGUGUAAGAAAUACAUUACUGAAAUGGCUACAAGAUACAAGCAAAGCAAUCAAACCCCGAACCAACAGCAGAAUGUUCCUAGCGUUGAUCUUUCUACGCCUGAAGUAAAAGAAAGUAUAGUAAUUGAAUUUAGUCGGCGCACUGGUAUGAACGUUGCUUUCUCGAAACAAUGUCUAGAAGAGUAUGAAUGGAAUGCCAACGCUGCACUGAGCGCUUUCGAAACUAUGAAUUCAGCUGGUAAAAUUCCACCUGAAGCGUUUUCUACAUAAUCUUUGAACCAACAUUGUGAAAUCUCAAUUUAUGCAGUGUAUGUACGUUUGUGUGUAUCUAGAUGUAUUCAUAUUUUCUGACGUGUUACGAUUCGUCAUUGGUUGGGUUACUCGUGGAACAUUUCCCAUCAUGUUUUUUAUUCUCGCUGAGUGACUGAUUGUCAGAAUGUUAGUUGUUGUUUGGCUAGAAAAGUUUGUUUGUAUGUGUGUGCUUCGCUCGUUCUCCAGGCCCAAAAAAAUUCUGUUGGGAAAAUAAUCUCUCACUUUAAAAAUGUUAAAAAAUAUCACGAGGUUAAAAAGAAUAUACUGCUGUAAAUACAGCGCUGAACCCGGCAGUGAUAAAAAAAAAUCUAAAAAAUUGGGUCACACGGUGAACUAGAGCUAUGUUUGUUUCUUGUUGUUGUGGUCAAAUAUACACUAACUUUUGAUGUAUUAGUUAUUUAGCAAGAAUAAAAAUAUGAUGGUUAAAUGUUCCAACGUAAUUGAACUGUUGGCUGAUUGCUACACUGUUAGAAUAUUGAGGUGCAUCAGAUAACACUUGCGUGCAUGACAUUGCAGAAAUUAGACUUCAUAAUUUUUAUUUCUUCAAGUGUUUGUAAUUUCCUACUUACAUCUCUACAUCUCUAUGACUAUGCAUUAACUCUCGACUCAUUGACUUUAACGCUCCAACUUUUGUUGUACAGUUUAUGUUCCAAACGUUAAAGCAAUAAAAAAUAAAUUGUAAU